Petromyzon marinus (sea lamprey) is the source of this 1489-nucleotide messenger RNA. RefSeq lists its product as uncharacterized. Lineage: Eukaryota; Metazoa; Chordata; Hyperoartia; Petromyzontiformes; Petromyzontidae. The record is from RefSeq and is a predicted model, not a curated record.
UCGCCCCUCUCAUCCGCACGUGACGCGCAGCUGACCAAUCGCGCGCGAGCCGUGCGCUUGAGCGGAUCGCGCGGGCGGCGCUGGGCCGCGCUCGCAGCCUGCGGACUUUCCUGGCGGGCGCCCCCCGCCGGUCUCCCCUUUGGUGGGGGGGGGGGGAGGUUUGCGGUACAAUGGCGAGCGGCCGGCGACGUCAAAAGCACUCGUCCUCCACGUCGUCGUCGUCGUUGUCGCCGCCGUCGUCGCCCGCCAUCUCCAUGCGCGACAUGGGGCGGCCGCGCGGCGGGGAGAGGACUGAGGUGGCCGGAGCGCGGACCCACCCGGUGGUGCGAGGGGAUACCCUGGCGGGGUUGGCGCUGCGCUACGGGGUCACGACGGAGCAGAUCCGCCGGGCGAACCACCUCUUCGCUAACGAGUCGCUCUUCCUGAGAACCACGCUGCUCAUCCCGGUCCCGGGGCCUCCCGACUCUCCGGACAACGGCAACAGCAGCAGCGGCCGCACCGCUGAGCCCAGGCCCCUGGCCAACGGUGGGGAAGGUACCGCCACUACCGCCAGUACCGCCAGUGCCGCCAGUGCCGCCAGUGCCGCCGGUUCCAACGGUACAGAAGGUCCCAUCAGUGCCGCUGCUACCGCCGGUACAAUCGUCACCGCUGGUACCGGCGGCGGAGGUGGGAGCGGCAGCGGCAGCAAUGGCAGGGUGGAGGCUGCGCGCGAGGACGGGCGUCUGGACGCGGCGCCGAACGACGAGGUGACGGCCAGCGACUUCUUCAGCCGCAUCGACGCCCGGCUGGAGCGGACGCGCGCCAACCUGGGCCACGGCGGCGGUCACGGCAGCCCCGCCGUCGCGGCCAAGCGCGGCGCCACCGCCACACCAUCCGGCGGCCAAGCGAGGGCGUCCCCUGGGUCGGCACGCGGCGGCUGCGGCGCCACCAGCGGGGGCGACAGCACGGGGCUGCUCGAGGUGGACGACGAGCUCAUCUUCAGCGACGACCAUUUCGGACGUUUGGACUUCCACUCCCAGCAGCAGCAGCAGCAGCAGCGAGCGCAGCACGAGCCCACGGCGUAGGAGCGCGAGCGACGCCGCCGUGAUGAUGGAGGGGAGCCGCCGUGGCAAGCGGCAGCGGCGUGCCUGGAGGCCCUCGGCCGGCAGGCGGCGGUGGCGGCGGAGACGCCGGCGGCGUGCGCCGCGACAACCCGUCGCGUCCCCGGCGUCGUUCCGUAACCGCGUCGUGGCACGGACCGGGGUUUCGUCGACCGUGGCGGUGCGGUGACCGGCUCGGACGAGCGCUGACUCGGGCCGCAAUUGACGGCGCAGAUGAGAAGCGGAUGGAACUAUAACUUGAUUGUUAGUGGCGUGGAGCGAGAGAGAUACUCGCGUCUAAAACAAAAUAAUGUGGCGGUUUGGAUGCCCGUCUUAGAAAUAUUCUUUUGAGAAGUAAGCGGACUUAGUGGCAAUUAGUUUGUGGCGGAAUUUUAGGCCCGCAGGUAGAC